AUGAAAUUAAAGGAAGACCACGCCACCGUCGCUGUACGAAACCCUAGCCACCGUUUUAAACGACCCCUCAAAAUCAAACGAUCACGUGAUGAUUCAAUCGCUGACUCCUCCUCAAUCAUCAGCGAUCUACCGGACGCAAUUCUCCAACAUAUAUAUAUUUCAUAUAUUCCGACUAAGUUGGCGAUCACAACCUCUGUGUUGUGCAAACGAUGGAGACAUGUAUGGACGGAGACACCUCAUCUCUCCUUUGAAUGGCUUGAUGUUUCCCCUAAAGUGAUAAACAAAACCCUAGCCAGGUACUCGGCUUCCAAAAUAACGAGUUUCCAUUUCUGUACCAAAUUCGGCUACAAGUCUGGCCAUUUGAAUAAAUCGAUCGAGUUUGCAAUGUCUCACAACGUGGAGAAUUUUUCUAUGGCGCUCGUUAGAGAUACACAGUAUAAUUUUCCUGAUUUCUUCUCCUACACCAACUCUUCUAUGAAGCGAGUCAAUUUGAAAAAUGUUGUUUUGACUCCCAGGUGCACGGUAUCUUGGACAUCACUAAGGAACUUGUCUUUGAACUGUUGUAAACUUUCUGAUAAAACCUUUCCUAAGAUUCCGUCUGGCUGUCCAAUCCUAGAAACAUUGACUUUGCUGUUUUGCUGGUCACUCGAGUAUCUUGAUCUGAGUAAAUCUCUGUGCUUGACAAGAUUGGAGAUAGAACGCGGCCGCUCCUGUCAUCGAGCAACAAUCCAGUCUAUGCAGAUUGUGGCGCCACAUAUCCAGUAUUUGAGAUUGAGAGACUGUGAGGCACACUGCACUUUUUUUGAUGUCUCUUCUUUAACCGAAGCUGAUGUCGACGUUAUCUAUUUCGAUCCUCGAACCUGUCAUCAUAAUUUUGGUCCCUUGGACCCUAACGAUCUUCUAGUCAUGGUGCAAAAAAUGAUAGAAGCGUUUCAGAAUGUAGAGAAACUUGCUUUGGGGGUUAAUUUACUUCAGAUGUUAUCUCUUUCCAAGAUCCCUACUAGUCUUCCAUUACCGAUGCUCAAAGUCAAUAAUUUGACUCUUGAAACAAGGAUUAUGCGAUCUGUGGUUCCUGGUAUAGAAAGGCUACUACAAAACUCACCUGGAUUAAACAAGUUAACAGUUUACAACACAACUGAGAGUUGCCACGCCGAGCCGUGGGGCUGUGUCAACAGAUACUUGAAGAAGCAAUGUUGGAGAUUGGAAGAUAAGGUCUUUCCGACCUCGUGGGAGUAUAAAGUUGUAGAGCCGAAAGUCGUUGGUUCGUUCAUGGAACGUUUUCUGGCAAACACAAAAACGCUAGAAACAUUGGUUGUCCUGAUGGGGACCGGAGAUUCAAUCGCCGGCGGUAUGGAUUUAAUCAGCGCCUUACCUGACGCAAUUCUCCAUAUUAUCUUCUCCCAUUUUCCGACCAAGUUCGUGAUCAGAACCUCCGUCUUGUCGAAGCGAUGGAAACAUGUAUGGUCCGACACACCUACACUCUCCAUCGAUUGCAGUGAAGCCGACCCUGAUUCGUUGAACAGAACCCUAGCUAACUACUCUGCUCCCAGAAUCACGAGUUUCGAUCUCCGUGUCAGCAGCAAGGCUCAAGNACCUGGAUUAAACAAGUUAACAGUUUACAACACAACUGAGAGUUGCCACGCCGAGCCGAUGAAGAUANAUCACCUUGGUCGAAUUCGCCGUUUCUCCUUCCCUGGUUCCUUCUACACCAGCUCAUCUUUAAACCAACUCGUUGUCGACUCUGGAGUUCUCAAUACGGUUCACGUGUCUUGGACAUCUCUAAAGGAUNGAUUGGAAGAUAAGGUCUUUCCGACCUCGUGGGAGUAUAAAGUUGUAGAGCCGAAAGUCGUUGGUUCGUUCAUGGAACGUUUUCUGGCAAACACAAAAACGCUAGAAACAUUGGUUGUCCGUUUAUCGAGAAAUUUCAUUGCUAGAUCAACAUUUGAAGAGCUGUCUCAAAUCUCUCUCACGCUUUCUCACAACAAUAACGUCUCUAUCGUGCUCAAGCGAACCGGUGGUUGA
This is a messenger RNA of Camelina sativa (false flax), 2022 nucleotides long. Lineage: Eukaryota; Viridiplantae; Streptophyta; Magnoliopsida; Brassicales; Brassicaceae. The record is from RefSeq and is a predicted model, not a curated record.